AUGGGUGAGGAUGAGUGGGAGGUGCAGAUUUCCAGUUGCCAAAAGGGAGAGUGCAGCGCUCUAGCUGGUGCUGUGUCUCGCGGCCCCCGCGCCGAGCCCCACUGCAGGCCCCCUCUGCAGGCCCCCACUGCAGGCCCCCACUGCAGGCCCCCUCUGCAGGCCCCCACUGCAGGCCCCCUCUGCAGGCCCCCACUGCAGGCCCCCACUGCAGGCCCCCUCUGCAGGCCCCCUCUGCAGGCCCCCACUGCAGGCCCCCUCUGCAGGCCCCCACUGCAGGCCCCCACUGCAGGCCCCCUCUGCAGGCCCCCUCUGCAGGCCCCCACUGCAGGCCCCCUCUGCAGGCCCCCUCUGCAGGCCCCCUCUGCAGGCCCCCACUGCAGGCCCCCUCUGCAGGCCCCCACUGCAGGCCCCCACUGCAGGCCCCCUCUGCAGGCCCCCUCUGCAGGCCCCCACUGCAGGCCCCCUCUGCAGGCCCCCUCUGCAGGCCCCCUCUGCAGGCCGUCGGGCCGCGGAGGCCACGCGCUCCUUGGCAGACAGUGCGCGCUCGGCCCCUCCGCCCCGGGCCCCGAAGUACGGGGGCGGGAGGCCUGGACUGGGGAGACCCCCGCGCUCCGGCAUUCAGGGAGGCCGGGGGCAGAGCAGGGCCGGCAAGCUCCGGCUUCCCAGCGGCCCGCGGCUGUGUACUUGCGGAAGCCGCUCCCCCGCCCGGUGCGGAGGGGCACGGCCCCGGGAGCUCGGCCCGGCGCGGGGCGCGGCUGCCACGUGGCGGUCACCGCGCGCUCCCGCCCCGGCCACGCUGGCCGCGCUCGGGACCCGGCGGGGCGGCGGGGCGGGGCGGGCCGGGGCGCCGGUGGGAGCCGGCGCGGCAGCGCCACCCGCCGGCCUCGAGGCGUCACUGCAGGCGCAGCGCCGGCCCCGCCCCCCGCCGGCGCUCCAGGCCCACCCGCCCUGCCCAGCCCCCGCCGGCAGCGCCCCCGUCGGUCGCGCGGCGUCACUGCAGGUGCAGCGUCGGUGGCGUCCCGGCCCCCUCCCCCGCCGGCCACGCGGCAUCACUGCAGGCGCAGGGUUGGCCCCGCCCCUGCCCCGCCUCCGCCCCCGCCUCCGAGGCCCGCUCGGGCAACACUGCAGGCCCCGCCCCUGCCCCGCCUCCGCCUCUGA
Nyctereutes procyonoides (raccoon dog) is the source of this 1158-nucleotide messenger RNA. Its product is annotated as basic proline-rich protein-like. Bases 1 to 1158 code for a protein of 385 amino acids. The transcript has 2 exons. NCBI's taxonomy places the organism in Eukaryota, Metazoa, Chordata, Mammalia, Carnivora, Canidae. The record is from RefSeq and is a predicted model, not a curated record.